Colletotrichum phormii is the source of this 1437-nucleotide messenger RNA. Its product is annotated as D-malate dehydrogenase. Lineage: Eukaryota; Fungi; Ascomycota; Sordariomycetes; Glomerellales; Glomerellaceae. Gene Ontology annotation, molecular function: NAD binding; magnesium ion binding; oxidoreductase activity, acting on the CH-OH group of donors, NAD or NADP as acceptor. Bases 83 to 1180 code for a protein of 365 amino acids. The transcript has a single exon. The record is from RefSeq and is a predicted model, not a curated record.
UACAUAAGUUGACUGUUUAAGUCACAGUCGUUUUGAUCUCAUCACAUCAACUCAACCAGUCGGAUCAUUACCUACCCCCAUUAUGUCUCCUCAAUCCCUCAAGAUCGCAGUCAUCCCUGGCGACGGCAUCGGCGUCGAGGUUAUGCCAUGGGGUGUCAAGAGUCUCGAAGCGGCCGCCAAAAUAUUCGGACUUACGCUGGAGUUUGAAUGGUUCGACUUUGCCAGCUGCGCGUACUAUCACAAACACGGACAAAUGAUGCCUUCUGAUUGGAAGGAGAUACUUCUCAAGUUCGACGCAAUCUAUUUCGGUGCUGUGGGCAUGCCUGACCAAGUACCCGACGAUGUCUCACUCUGGGGAAGCUUGCUCAAGUUCCGCCGCGAGUUCGACCAAUACAUCAACCUGCGUCCCUGUCGUCUGAUGCCUGGAGUCACUUCUCCCCUGGCCAACCGGAAGCCAGGAGACAUCGACUUUUGGAUUGUUCGCGAGAACACCGAGGGCGAGUACAGCAGUAUCGGCGGCAAGAUGUUUGAGGGAACCGACCGCGAGACUGUCAUUCAGGAAACAGUUAUGACCAGAGUUGGUGUUGACAGAGUUCUUCGUUAUGCCUUCGACCUUGCUCAAAGCCGUCCUCGAAAGCGCCUCACAAGUGCUACUAAGAGCAAUGGUAUCAGCAUAACGAUGCCGUAUUGGGACUCUCGUGUAGUGGAGAUGGCGAAGAACUACGAAGACGUGAAGGUCGACAAAUACCACAUCGAUAUCCUCACUGCCCACUUCGUACAACGACCAGACAUCUUUGAUGUUGUCGUUGGAAGUAAUUUGUUUGGCGACAUCCUUUCGGACUUGGGACCUGCCUGCACAGGUACUAUUGCCAUUGCUCCUUCAGCAAACAUCAACCCGGACAGCAAGUUUCCUAGCUUGUUCGAGCCGGUGCAUGGUAGCGCACCCGACAUUGUUGGCGAAGGUGUUGCCAAUCCUGUCGGCAUGAUCUGGGCUGGUCAGAUGCUGCUCCAACACUUUGGCUUUACGGACGCAGCAGACCUGGUGCUGAAGGCCAUUGAGAACGUUUUGGCACGUGCGGAAGCCGCGGUUUUGACGCCGGAUAUGAAGGGUUCAGGUAACACGGAGGCGUUUGGGGCAGCUAUUGAGGCAGAAAUAGUGGCUCUAGGAGGGAAGAAGUAAAUCGGGCGAACCUAAUAUGUCAUGCCUUAAGGACAGAAUACAUGCUGGUGACUAGAGAGGACUUGGUUUCAAAUAUGUAGAAGGUGCCAGGCUAAGUUACUUAGGUCAUAUUAAUGGACAUGGAGUACUCCUAAGCUUGCCCUGGACUUCGAACCUCGGGCUGACAAUGAUGACAGUCAGGUCCAUUGAGAUAGCUUAUCAAGCAUGAAACCAUAGUAAUAAUCUGCUGCGACAAUAUGCACACUAUUAAAUCGGCU